AUGCCCGAAAACGUCAUCUCACUAACCUGCGUCCUCGCCUCCGGCGCCAUCAUUAAAACACACAACAGACCCCGGAAAACAUCCGCGGGAUACGAUCUCACACACUUGAUCAUCGGAUCUGAAGGUACCCUUGCGCUCGUCACGGAAGCGGUGCUGCGUCUUGCGCCGAUACCGCGGAAUUUGCAUGUUGGGCUUGCUACUUUCAAGACGUUCCAAGAAGGUGUCGAUGUGGUUGUGAGCCUGCAGAAACUGGGUCAUCGGCUUGAGGCGUUGGAGUUGGCGGAUGGGCCGCAGAUGCGGUGUGUAAAUGUGUCUGGUCUUGCGCCUGCGCGCAGGUUUGAAGAGGUGCCGACGCUGUUUUUCAAGAUUGCGGGGCCGUCGAUGGAUAGUGUGCAAGACCAGGUUGGUGUCAUGCGAGAGCUGUGUAAAACACACGGCGCAUCGCAUGUUGAGAUCACGAAUGAGGAGGGCGCGGUGGGUGCAAUCUGGGGAGCGAGGAAAUGUAUGGGCACGGCUCUCCUUGCUAUGAAGAAGAAGGAUACGGAUCUUUUCUUACACAGCGACUGCGCAGUCCCUAUUUCGAAUCUCUCUCGCCUCGUCGCUGGAACCCAGGAACUCAUCUCCCAAGCCUCAACCGCUAACCAAGCGGAUUGGUUCUGUGCCAACGUAGGCCACAUCGGAGAUGGCAACGUGCACUCCAGCAUCGUGUGCCCACAAGAGCACUACGACGCCGCGAUAAGUGUGAUCAUGGAUAUCGCGAGGCUGGCGCUUAGCUUGGAGGGCACGGUUACGGGCGAGCAUGGUGUGGGGAUGAAGCUGAGGGAUGCGCUGGAGGAGGAGGUGGGGAGCGAGGGUGUCGAGGUGAUGAGGGGGAUUAAGCGGAGUUUAGAUCCGAGGGGGAUUUUGAAUCCGGAUAAGGUGUUUAGGCUGGAGGGGGAUGGGGAAGAGGAGGGGGGUGAGAGUAAAUCCUAG
Messenger RNA from Alternaria conjuncta, 972 nucleotides. RefSeq lists its product as uncharacterized. Gene Ontology annotation, biological process: lactate catabolic process. The transcript has a single exon. The record is from RefSeq and is a predicted model, not a curated record. Gene Ontology annotation, cellular component: mitochondrion. The coding region runs from base 1 to 972 and encodes 323 amino acids. Lineage: Eukaryota; Fungi; Ascomycota; Dothideomycetes; Pleosporales; Pleosporaceae. Gene Ontology annotation, molecular function: D-lactate dehydrogenase (cytochrome) activity; FAD binding; D-lactate dehydrogenase (NAD+) activity.